GUGUCCGUGUUAAUUUGAUUCUGUCAGUUGCCUGUCAGCAGACUGAUGAAACAGGACAGGCUGUGGGACCUGAGGAAGUUGACGGAGACGUGGAAUGGCAUCAAAACGGAGCAGAGAACAGAGAAAUGCUCGGACCAAAUGAGGAGGACAGAGCAAAUGAGCCUGAGAAGAACAAUUCAGAAGACAACUCUGCUGAGCAGCGCUAUCAAAGCCUCGACUUUAGCCGGAACCCUCAGAUGCUGACGGGCUCCUGGGCCGAGUACACCCACACCGCCGAGAAUUACCUCAGAGGCUGCAAAUGGGCUCCGGAUGGUUCCUGCAUUGUCUCAAACAGCGCUGAUAACAUUCUUCGUGUGUAUAACCUCCCGCCUGAGCUGUACAGCAGCCACUGGGACAUGCUUUCUGAGAUG
Messenger RNA from Sinocyclocheilus anshuiensis, 410 nucleotides. RefSeq names its product telomerase Cajal body protein 1-like. The transcript is spliced from 3 exons. The annotation marks the transcript as partial. Gene Ontology annotation, biological process: Cajal body organization. The record is from RefSeq and is a predicted model, not a curated record. Gene Ontology annotation, cellular component: Cajal body. Gene Ontology annotation, molecular function: RNA binding; protein binding. NCBI's taxonomy places the organism in Eukaryota, Metazoa, Chordata, Actinopteri, Cypriniformes, Cyprinidae.